UCGUUCAUACUUAAGAUCAGUUGACAUUCAAAACUCAAACAGUACUCAACUAAAGCAACUAAGCAAUGAAAUUAAAAGUUUGUAUUAUCUUUUUAAUGCUACUUAUUGCCGUAAGUAAAGGUUAUCCACCUUACAACGGGCAACCUGGAUGCAAAACUGACGAAGAAUUACAAGUUAAAUAUUAUCGCUUCAUUACCAAUAAAACCCUUUAUUGGAAAUGCGUAGAAAUGGGCAAACCAGCAGUAGUAGAGCGCUGCCCUAACGGACAAGGUUACUUAGAUCCUGUGAAAUCUUGUGUUGAUUUUAGGCAUUGGUAUUGGACACCUUUAAUAAAUCAAGCAAAACCUCCCAGCGAACCUGACUAUCAACAAGGUCCAUAUCAAGGACAAUACGACUAUCAAGGAUAUUACGGACCGUACGGUAAAUACGGACCAUACGGCCAACACGGACCCUAUGGGCCGUAUGGUAAAUACGGUCCCUACGGGCCAUAUGGUCCAUAGAAAUAACUGCUCCAUCUGUUUUAUGAAUAAUUAUUAUAGGAUGUGUUAAGAAUUUUGCAAGCGAAUGCAUUCAUCACACAAUUGAUACGAUUGUUAAAAACUUUUAAACUUAAAGAACAAUAAAUUUUACAAAUAUACAAAUUUUUCCAUGACCGUAACAAAAUAU
Molecule: messenger RNA, 666 nt
Organism: Glossina fuscipes
Lineage: Eukaryota; Metazoa; Arthropoda; Insecta; Diptera; Glossinidae
Product: collagen alpha-1(III) chain-like
Exons: 1
Coding region: 66-500 (144 amino acids)
Source: RefSeq, a predicted model, not a curated record